AUGGAGGCGACGGAAGAUGUUGAUUUUGAUAAGGAUGUAAAGAAGCAAACGAAGGAAAACGCGGAUUUGGGCACAUACUUGGCUUUUUUAAUCGAUUGUUUUCUUACUUUCACCAGAAGAGAAUUUUUACAUUCUGAAAUUGACAAAGCGCCAAGUGUUGCAAAAGUGGAAAUGAUUGUUUAUUAUUUAAAUAUUGGUUGCAAAAUUUAUUUUUUUUGGGAUGUUGAGAAAAACGACGAUGAUGAUGGUGGAAAGGAGGCGCCCUUAGAAAAGAAAGAAGAGAGCAUAAUUAGUGGGGAGAAAAAAUUAGAGUGGGGAGAAAAAUUCAAGAAUCGAAGGCAAAGUAGGUAA
Ambispora leptoticha is the source of this 351-nucleotide messenger RNA. Lineage: Eukaryota; Fungi; Glomeromycota; Glomeromycetes; Archaeosporales; Ambisporaceae. The record is from the annotation of a GenBank genome assembly.